This is a messenger RNA of Sapajus apella (tufted capuchin), 4767 nucleotides long. RefSeq names its product WD repeat domain 17 (gene WDR17). NCBI's taxonomy places the organism in Eukaryota, Metazoa, Chordata, Mammalia, Primates, Cebidae. Gene Ontology annotation, molecular function: protein binding. The record is from RefSeq and is a predicted model, not a curated record. The transcript is spliced from 31 exons. The coding region runs from base 251 to 4195 and encodes 1314 amino acids.
CGCGCUGGGGCUUGCGGAGCCCGCCUCCCCGCCCCUCGGAGCCCGCGGGCCCAGCCGCCCAGUCCCGGGUGCCCGGGGCGAGCAGGCCGGGAGGGAAGGGCGGGUCCGCGCGUCGGCAGUUCUCGCCUCGCAGCAGCGCCCUCUCGCUUCAGCACCUCCCGCUGUCCGCUGCUGCAGCUGCCUCCUCCUCCAGGUGCUGACUAUUCUGAUGCUGAGUUUCCAAUUGCCUUGAUUAAAGUAGAAACACCCUAUGGCUUGGAUGACUUACAUUUCAAAUUGGUUUGAGCAAGAUGAUUGGUAUGAAGGACUACAAAGAGCAAGCAUGUCCCAGGUAAGGCAAGUGGGAUUGCUGGCUGCUGGAUGUCAGCCGUGGAACAAGGAUGUCUGUGCUGCCAGUGGAGACAGGUUUGCAUAUUGUGCGACCCUGGCUAUCUAUAUUUAUCAGUUGGAUCACCGUUAUAAUGAAUUCAAACUUCACGCAAUUAUGUCUGAACAUAAAAAAACAAUCACAGCAAUUUCUUGGUGUCCACAUAAUCCUGAUCUAUUUGCAAGUGGCAGUACUGAUAAUUUAGUGAUCAUUUGGAAUGUUGCAGAACAAAAAGUCAUUGCUAAACUGGACAGUACAAAAGGGAUCCCUGCCUCUCUGAACUGGAGCUGGAAUGCAGACAAUGUGGUGGCAUUUGUUUCCCACAGAGGCCCACUGUUCAUUUGGACCAUCUCAGGACCAGAGAGUGGAGUGACCGUACACAAAGAAGCUCAUAGCUUCUUGUCUGACAUCUGUAUAUUCAGAUGGCAUACACACAAAAAGGGGAAAGUUGUGUUUGGUCAUAUUGAUGGAAGUCUGUCAAUUUUUCAGCCAGGUCAUAAAAAUCAGAAGCAUGUUUUGAGACCUGAAUCUCUUGAAGGGACAGAUGAAGAGGAUCCAGUUACGGCUUUGGAAUGGGACCCACUAUCUACUGAUUAUCUUCUAGUGGUUAAUUUGCAUUACGGAAUUCGCCUGGUAGAUUCCGAAUCACUUUCUUGCAUAACAACAUUUAAUCUUCCCAGUGCUGCAGCUUCUGUACAGUGCUUAGCCUGGGUUCCCAGUGCUCCUGGGAUGUUUGUAACUGGAGAUUCUCAAGUGGGUGUUUUACGCAUUUGGAAUGUUUCAAGAACAACACCUAUUGAUAAUCUUAAAUUAAAGAAAACAGGAUUUCACUGUUUACAUGUGCUUAAUUCGCCUCCAAGAAAAAAAUUUUCAGUUCAAUCUCCAGCCAAAAAUCAUUAUACAUCCUCAACAAGUGAAGCAGUUCCACCCCCAACUUUGACACAGAAUCAAGCAUUUUCUCUUCCUCCUGGUCAUGCAGUGUGUUGUUUCUUGGAUGGUGGAGUUGGACUUUACGAUAUGGGAGCUAAGAAGUGGGACUUUCUUAGAGACUUGGGACAUGUGGAAACUAUCUUUGACUGCAAAUUCAAACCUGAUGAUCCUAAUCUUUUAGCAACAGCUUCAUUUGAUGGCACAAUAAAAGUCUGGGAUAUAAACACCUUAACGGCAGUGUACACAUCCCCGGGUAAUGAAGGUGUUAUUUAUUCCCUUUCAUGGGCUCCAGGUGGUUUAAAUUGUAUUGCUGGGGGAACUUCCCGAAAUGGUGCUUUUAUUUGGAAUGUUCAAAAAGGCAAAAUUAUACAACGAUUCAAUGAGCAUGGAACAAACGGAAUAUUCUGCAUUGCCUGGAGUCAUAAAGAUUCUAAAAGAAUAGCAACCUGCAGCAAUGAUGGUUUCUGUAUUAUUCGAACAAUUGAUGGUAAAGUGCUACACAAAUAUAAGCAUCCAGCUGCCGUGUUUGGUUGUGACUGGAGCCAAAACAAUAAAGACAUGAUAGCCACUGGCUGUGAAGACACGAAUGUUCGUGUUUAUUAUGUAGCCACCAGCUCAGAUCAACCAUUGAAAGUAUUUAGUGGGCAUACAGCAAAAGUGUUUCAUGUUAAAUGGUCUCCUCUGAGAGAGGGAAUUCUUUGCAGUGGUUCUGAUGAUGGUACUGUUCGAAUCUGGGAUUAUACUCAAGAUGCUUGCAUAAGUAUUCUUAGUGGACACACUGCACCUGUGAGGGGAUUAAUGUGGAAUACUGAGAUUCCAUAUCUGCUAGUAUCUGGCAGCUGGGACUAUACUAUAAAAGUAUGGGACACGCGAGAAGGAACUUGUUUGGAUACUGUGUACGAUCACGGUGCAGAUGUAUAUGGUUUAACCUGCCAUCCCAGUCGGCCCUUCACUAUGGCCUCUUGCUCCCGUGAUUCUACAGUGAGACUCUGGUCAUUAACACCGUUAAUUACUCCUGUACAAAUAAAUAUUCUGGCAGACAGAUCUUGGGAAGAAAUUAUUGGGAACACUGAUUAUGCUAUAGAAGCAGGCACUCCUCCUCUACUGUGUGGUAAAGUGUCAAGAGAUAUUAGACAAGAAAUAGAAAAACUAACUGGUAAUUCUCGAAUGAAAAAACUAAGAUGGUUUUCAGAAUGUUUAUCCCCUCCAGGUGGCAGUGACAAUGUUUGGAACUUGGUUGCUGUGAUCAAAGGACAGGAUGAUAGCUUACUUCCUCAGAACUACUGCAAAGGAAUAAUGCAUUUGAAACAUCUGAUUAAAUUUAAAACAUCUGAAGCUCAAGAACUAACAACAGUCAAGAUGUCCAAAUUUGGUGGUGGUAUUGGUGUACCUACUAAAGAGGAAAGACUGAAGGAAGCUGCUGAAAUCCACUUGAGAUUAGGACAAAUUCAGAGAUACUGUGAACUUAUGGUUGAACUUGGAGAGUGGGACAAAGCCCUGUCAAUCGCACCGGGGGUCUCUGUGAAAUACUGGAAGAAGUUAAUGCAGCGGAGAGCUGACCAAUUAAUCCAGGAAGAUAAGGAUGAUGUGAUUCCAUACUGCAUAGCCACUGGUGAUGUGAAAAAACUAGUCCAUUUUUUCAUGUCAAGAGGUCAGCUUAAAGAAGCUCUGCUUGUUGCACAGGCUGCUUGUGAAGGAAAUAUGCAAACCUUACAUGUUUCUACACCUAACGGAGCUUCAUAUUUUGAUGAUACCUACAAGGAAGACUUCAAUGAACUCCUGCACACAGUCAGUAAAGAACUGGCAGAAUGGUAUUUUCAAGACGGCCGAGCAGCACUAGCUGCAUGUUGCCAUCUUGCCAUAGAUAAUAUUGAGCUUGCUAUGGCAUACCUGAUUCGUGGAAAUGAACUGGAGUUGGCAGUCUGUGUGGGCACAGUACUAGGAGAAUCUGCAGCACCAGCAACCCACUAUGCCCUAGAAUUACUGGCAAGAAAGUGCAUGAUGAUUUCAGUAUGCUUUCCAUCUGUUGGAUACAGGAAUUUGGCAGCUGAUCUUCUCCUGAUGAUUCCUGAUAACGAACUACAUUUAAUAAAACUCUGUGCUUUCUACCCAGGGUGUACUGAAGAGAUAAAUGACCUUCAUGAUAAGUGUAAGCUACCCACAGUUGAAGAAUGUAUGCAGUUAGCUGAGACAGCCCAUGCAGAUGACAAUAUCUUUGAAACUGUAAAAUAUUACUUGUUAAGUCAAGAACCUGAAAAGGCCCUUCCUAUUGGUAUUAGCUUUGUUAAAGAAUACCUCAGUAGUUCAGACUGGACUUUGGAUACCAUAUACCCUGUUCUUGACCUAUUGAGCUAUAUUCGUACUGAAAAAUUACUCUUGCAUACAUAUACGGAAGCUCGAAAUGAGUUGCUAAUACUAUGUGGUUACAUUGGUGCAUUAUUGGCUAUCAGAAGGCAGUACCAAAGCAUUGUUCCAGCACUUUAUGAGUACACAAGUCAGCUAUUAAAACGUCGGGAGGUGUCAGUACCUUUAAAAAUUGAAUAUCUUUCUGAGGAAUUGGAUGCAUGGAGAGCUUGUACACAGUCCACCAACAGAUCAUUAGAAGAUUCUCCGUAUACACCCCCUUCUGAUUCACAAAGAAUGGUUUAUGCAACUUUAUUAAAGAGACUAAAAGAAGAGUCACUGAAAGGAAUUAUUGGACCAGAUUACGUGACUGGAUCAAAUCUUCCAAGUCAUUCUGAUAUUCACAUUUCUUGUCUUACGGGAUUAAAAAUCCAGGGCCCUGUAUUUUUUCUUGAAGAUGGGAAAUCUGCUAUCUCCUUGAAUGAUGCUUUGAUGUGGGCAAAGGUGAAUCCAUUCUCACCGUUAGGGACUGGAAUACGACUCAAUCCAUUCUGAUAGAAGAUAUUUUUUCCAUGCUUACUAUUUUUUUUUUUUUUAAAGAAAAACUUUCAUGGGUUAGUAUUACCUUAAUCUUUGUUGUUCAAGGCCAGAGGUUGGGAGGAGGAUUGCAGGUUGGGAGAUGUCGGAAAUAGCAGUCAAUUUUAUUCAUUCACUUCAAAAAUUAAAAUAUGUAUAUAACUUAAAGGAAAAAUAAAUGCCCCCUUUAUAAAUAGUAAUAGCUACGUUUGGGAAGGAGGAAACACUUAAAUUAUAAAGGACUGAAUAAAAAGCAUAUAAAAGUUUCACACAGCAUAAAAGGUACCAAAAUAUUAUAUUGUUGAAAUAUUGAAACAUAUUAAAUUGUGCAACACCUAGAAUAGUGCUAGACAUACAUUACAUGCUUAAUGGAUAUUUGAAUGAAUAUCUUGAAAUAUCAAAAUAUAAGGUGUAUGCAAUGAUCAUCAACUUAAACUUAUGUUCUCCUUUAUAAAAUGCAUAGUAAACUACUAAUGUUAGCUAUUUAAUAAAAGUUUUCAGUUAUAAGUUUAGUAAAUAUUAAUAAAUGGAUACACAGUCAAAAUACAUUU